This is a messenger RNA of Penicillium waksmanii, 1155 nucleotides long. It is a transcript of the gene alkA, whose product is annotated as DNA-3-methyladenine glycosylase II. The record is from RefSeq and is a predicted model, not a curated record. Gene Ontology annotation, molecular function: alkylated DNA binding; DNA-7-methylguanine glycosylase activity; DNA-3-methyladenine glycosylase activity. Gene Ontology annotation, biological process: base-excision repair, AP site formation; DNA alkylation repair; base-excision repair. Bases 1 to 1155 code for a protein of 384 amino acids. The transcript is spliced from 3 exons. Lineage: Eukaryota; Fungi; Ascomycota; Eurotiomycetes; Eurotiales; Aspergillaceae. Gene Ontology annotation, cellular component: nucleus; protein-DNA complex.
AUGUCGCUCCGACGAUCUGCCCGACUGGGCGCUAUUCCAUCACUUACAGCUCCGAUGUCAAGCUCAGCACCAGCACCAGCACCGGCACUCAAAGUGACAAGAGUACAGCACAACAACAGUAUCACCAAGCCACGCAAACCCACAAUUAAAAAGGCAACCACAAAAGCACCAAAGAGCAAACACACAACACCUCCACCUCCCACAACAAACUCAUCAUACUGGGACCCAACACCCACCACCACCGCCAGACCCUCCACACCACCUCCAUUAAACCGCCCGGUCGACCCGCACCGAACAAACGCAACCCUCCUUACCCCCCACGGCUCCUCAAUAAACGCCUACCCAACAACCCUCGCCGAAGCCUCGCCCUCGAAAACCGGCCUGCCCCGCCCAACCGCAACAACAGGAACCCUCCCAGACCAAGGCCUCGCCCACCUCAUCGCAACAGACCCGCGCCUAAAACCCGUCAUCGAAGCACACCCAUGCCCGCUCUUCUCCCCCGCCGGCCUGGCAGAACAAAUAGACCCCUUCAAUAGUCUUACCAGCAGCAUCAUCGGUCAACAAGUCUCCGGCGCAGCGGCCAAGUCCAUUCGGAAUAAAUUCGUGGCAUUGUUUAACCUGCCGGGAACCGCUGCUGCUGCGAGCGCAGGGGCGGGUGCGGAUGCAGGCGUAGCAGAAGGAGGACUUGCACAUUCACGAUUUCCUACACCUGAUAUCGUCGCGCGGUGUGACCUCCCAACCUUACGGACAGCGGGACUAAGUCAGCGCAAAGCAGAGUAUAUACAGGGAUUGGCGGAGAAGUUUGCGAGCGGGGAGCUUAGUGCGAGGGUUUUGGCGACGGCGUCAGAUGAGGAGCUUGUUGAGAGGCUGACGGCUGUUCGAGGGUUGGGGAAGUGGUCUGUUGAGAUGUUUGCUUGUUUUGCGUUGAAAAGGAUUGAUGUUUUUUCGACUGGGGAUUUGGGAGUCCAACGAGGAUGUGCUGCUUUUGUUGGGAGGGAUGUUGGUAAGUUGAAGGGUAAGGGUGGUGGUAAGUUUAAGUAUAUGUCGGAGAAAGAUAUGCUAGAGUUGGCUGCCAAGUUUGCGCCGUACAGGAGUCUUUUCAUGUGGUAUAUGUGGCGGAUUGAAAAUGUUGAUGUUGCUGUUCUUACUGGUUGA